AUGAAGGCCGCCCUCGAGCCCAUUAGUCAGUACGAUCUGGCGAAUGUUCAUCGCACAUCUUCAGACGAUAGCUUGAGACUCUUUGAGCUGCAGCAGCUAGCAGACGAGAAAGCCCAGAAAGACCGCCAGGAGAAGGCGGCCGCGGAUAGAGAGGCCUUGCUGCAACUAAUUCGAUUCGACCCAGGAGUUGUCCAGCAGGACAUCCUGAGAUGUGCCCAGUCUGGGUACAUCAUGAAUGAUGAACAGAAGUCGAGAGCUGCGGCGAUGAUUCGAAACGAAACGUUCAAGUCAUUUCUGCGAGAUGCACAUUCAUCGAGAAGCCUGCUCGUCAACGGCAAUGAAGACACUGCUCGUGCGGAUGGAAUUUCCCCUUUCAGUCUCGUUGCUGCCGAGUUGUCGCGGCUGUCUGAUAGUGCAGGCGCUGCGGACGCCCCGGUCUUUGUCCUGAACUACUUCUGCGCAGAGCAUUGUCCUCGUCCUCUGUUUCCGUCAUUGGAGGCAUCGGCCGCAGGGUUGAUGGUUAGUCUGAUAGGCCAGCUUGUCAGCCAAAUGAAAGAUAAAGGGAUGACAGUCGACCUUUCAUUCAUGGCAGAGAAGAAUUGGCGACGGCUUGAAAGAUUUGACGUCAAAGCACUUUGCAAUCUUUUCAAGAAGCUGACGAAGCAGUUGCCGCCCGGGGCAAUGCUCCUGUGUAUUCUUGACGAGGUCUACUUGUAUGAGUCGAGAGAAAACGUGGAAUAUGUUGUGUGGUUUCUAGCCGGUCUCGCUGAAAAGCAAAGAUACAGUAGGGCGGCUUUUAAGCUGCUGGUAGCAUGCAGAAUCCGAGCUAUGGGGUUUGCGAAAUAUUUUGUCCAGAACACGGUGGAUUUGGACGAUGAUGUUGAAGUAGAUGAUGCGGCCGACUGGGAGAUACAAAGAAUGACAGUUUAA
Molecule: messenger RNA, 930 nt
Organism: Colletotrichum chrysophilum
Lineage: Eukaryota; Fungi; Ascomycota; Sordariomycetes; Glomerellales; Glomerellaceae
Exons: 1
Coding region: 1-930 (309 amino acids)
Source: RefSeq, a predicted model, not a curated record